Pseudozyma flocculosa PF-1 is the source of this 1995-nucleotide messenger RNA. RefSeq lists its product as uncharacterized. Bases 1 to 1995 code for a protein of 664 amino acids. NCBI's taxonomy places the organism in Eukaryota, Fungi, Basidiomycota, Ustilaginomycetes, Ustilaginales, Ustilaginaceae. The transcript has 5 exons. The record is from RefSeq and is a predicted model, not a curated record.
AUGGACGCUGCCACCUGGCCCGCGGCGCACGGCGGUCCCCACCACGCCGCCAACCUCCUCUCGGUGCCUCCAGAGAUCCUCGACAACAUUGCCUGCUUCGCCGCCGUGGCAUCCACCAGUCCACCGGGCACCGUCUACGAUGCCUCUGGCUCCCAGUCCACGGCUGACCAGGGCACCGCCAAGGUGCCUCGGCGCGGCAUGCUCUACGACAGCAGCAUCCGCCCAUCGAGCGUCAUCACGCCGCCCAACGACCUGCGCAGCCUGCUGCUCGUCUGCCGCCGCUUCCACCACCUCCUCAACAUCGCCGCCAACCCGCGCCUCUACGCCCGCGUCUUUCGCUCCAAGUUCGACACGGCCGCCAUCGAGAGGCGCUUCGGAAAGCACGCCGUCAGCUCCGCCAACCUCGCUCAGGAACUCCGUAGGCGCUGCCUCGUCCUGCGCAGGAUGAGGAGGUGCGUCGAGAACCAGGAACUCUGCCCCGGUGGCGUCUCGGAGGAGACGUACCCCAUCCUCGUCGAGAACCUCUGGACGGCGUACAUGAUGCUCCUCGAGAAUGACGGCCUCAAUCUGCAGCAGCUCAAGUGGGGCCAGAUCGAGAGCUACCUGGCCAUCCACCACGCCAAGGUCAUGCUGUCCGAUGCGGUCCGGCCAGGCUACCCGGCCGACUCGGUGGAUCGGGCUCUGGCGCUGCACAUCACCUACCUUCUCACCGACCCGGAACAGCUGGCCUCCGAGUCCAAGGACGAGAGCGAGGAGAAGCUCUUUGUCCUUCGGCCUUUUGUCUUUGCGGCACACAAGUUCACCGCGAUGCUGGCGCCUUGGACGAUGCGCAACCUGCCCCUGGACCGAUACCCAGACUCCGCUUACGAAGGCCAGGGCACCGGACCGAACCAACGGCCCAACCCGUUCCUGGCCGACCUGACGCCGCGCGCGCGGGCCUGCGAGAUCGAUCACUGCGGCCAGCGAAUCCGGAUCGCCAUCCCCGUCCUGUCGCACGGUGCCCUCUUCUCGUUCUUUAUGAAGGUCGAAAAGGACCCCGCCGUGCUCGGCAUGGGCGCUCUGCUGGGUCAGACCGACGACCUUGGCGCCGAUCCGACUGGCGGCGGCGGCGCACCGGCGGCAGGGCAGGGCGACGCGAACGGCAUGGGACGGCGGGUGCGCGCGCGGUCAUCUCGGAGCCCGCUGUCGCUCUCCUCGCUGGACCACGACCGGGACGUGCUGCGCCUCCUCUUGUGCGCCGAUCCGCACACCUCUCCGGGCCUGUCGCCGCUCAACUGCAGCGGCAUGUUUGAGGGGACGUGGGAGGGGCGCUUCUCGUUCUUCGACUUUGACAGCUACCGCGAGAUGCUGGCGGGCCGCAUGCGCAGCCUGUACGAAGGACCGUUUGGGGAGCAGCCGCAGAUCUGGAAGAUCCGGGAAAAGAUUGUGCGGCUCGGACCGGGCGAGGUGCCCGGCGGCAAGGGCAGCGUGCUGGGCGCCGGGUACAUGCCCCAUCCCGAGGGCAUCAUCCUCGACGAGAAGGUCGAAGAGAGCAUCGGCGCCGAUUCUGUCGUCGUGGAUCGGUCGGAGCUGCUCGACGGCAAGGGCAAGGGCAAGGUACGCUGGAACGGGGACAAGGGUGGAGCGGGUGGCACCACGUCGACGACGGCGGGGUUGCCCGUCGAUUGGUCUUCGUAUCCCCGAUUCGACGACGAAGAGGACGGCCGAGGAGGAACGCGGCAGCAUCAGCAGCAGCAGCAGCAGUACGAGAUCCUACUCUCUGGCACUGGUCACUCGGCAUGGGGCCGCUUCGUACUACGCGGCCGCGUUCGGACGUGGGAUGGCAUGCUGAUCAUGACGAAAGAGUACCGCCCCGACGGCCGAGGACGCUGGCUCUACCGCGGCUACGUCGUCGCCGGCGGCAAACUCGUCGGCCGGUGGAGAGACACGUUUACCCCCGAAAACAUGAGCGGGUACGAAGGAUGCUUCCUCCUCCAUCGUCGCGAGGCUUCCUGA